Molecule: messenger RNA, 1945 nt
Organism: Periophthalmus magnuspinnatus
Lineage: Eukaryota; Metazoa; Chordata; Actinopteri; Gobiiformes; Gobiidae
Gene: barx2
Product: BARX homeobox 2
Exons: 4
Coding region: 206-1072 (288 amino acids)
Biological process (GO): regulation of DNA-templated transcription
Molecular function (GO): DNA binding; DNA-binding transcription factor activity, RNA polymerase II-specific
Source: RefSeq, a predicted model, not a curated record
GGCACUCACUUCAUUAGCGCAGAGUGGAGCUUCAGAUCAGGGUUAUUGUGGCGACCUUUUCAAACUGAAGCACUUUCAAAGAUAAUGUAUAAUUAAAUGCAUGAACUUGGCCUAUUGAAUCAACCAACUGACCUCUAAAAAGUCUUUUGUCUAAACUCCACUUUGCGCAUCAGAAAGCUGCAAAGAAGAGACGAGAGGAGAGACCAUGCACUGUCAAGCCGAGCUCAGGCUCUCCACCCCCGGGCAGCUCAAAGCGGCCAGGAGGCGCUACAAGACUUUCAUGAUCGACGAGAUCCUGUCCAAAGAGACUUGUGAUUAUUUUGAGAAACUUUCUCUUUACUCCGUGUGUCCUUCGCUCAUCGUGAGACCCAAACCUCUGCAUUCAUGUCCAGGCUCGUCAUCGUCUCUCCGCGGUUACCCGCUCCUCUCCGUGAUCACGCGGCAGCCCCCCACCCUGGCCCCCUCCCACCUGCCCCGGGACGCCUCUCCUCCGGUGGGGCUGCCCUCUCACCUGCAGCACCCCCGCGGCCCGGAGCCCUCGCCCAGCCAGACCCCCCUCAGCAUCAGCAGCGAGUCGGACACGGAGCACGGCACGGCACGCCUCAAGAAGCCGCGUCGCAGUCGGACCAUCUUCACCGAGCUGCAGCUCAUGGGUCUGGAGAAGAAGUUUCAGAAGCAGAAGUAUCUGUCCACGCCUGACAGGUUAGACCUCGCUCAGUCGCUCGGGCUCACUCAGCUCCAAGUGAAGACGUGGUACCAGAACAGACGCAUGAAGUGGAAGAAAAUGGUCCUUAAAGGAGGUCACGAGGCCCCCACCAAACCCAAAGGCAGACCAAAGAAAAACUCCAUCCCCACGACGGAGGAGAUUGAAGCUGAGGAGCGCAGACUACAGCUGGAGGAGGAGGAGGAGAGGAGGCGGAAGGCGGCCGGAGAGACCGCGCUAGAUCCCGAACACGAAGAGGAACAGGAGGUGUUUUUGGAGGACGCGAGGGAAACCGGAACUCAUAACGCGUCCGAGGAAGCCGAGAAGAUGCAGCUCGUAAUGCCGUCAGAAUCCCAAAAUAAAAGUUAAAUGUUACCGUCGAUGUGCCAAAGACUGACGCCAGCGAGAACAAACAGUGCCUCAGGGUCACUGUAAAAUGCCUGUGUUGUUAUGGCCAUACGCUUUAAAUAGGGGUUGUGACUCGAACCAAAAUUCAACGUGUAGCCUUGGUAUUAAAUGGUAAUAUCUGAGCUGUAAUGACGCUCGUUGCACUGGUAAAAAUCAGGAAUUUUCAAAACACGUCUAUCAUAAUCUGCCUCAAGUUUCCUACGUGCCAAAAUAUCAAUGUUUGCCUUAAAUGUCGUAUAACAGACCUUCACUGCCAGAACUAUUUGUUGCUACGCAGUGCCUUCCUUGUUCUCAAAAGAAAUUUCACUUUCAGUUUGAAGUGAAUUUCACAGUGCAGUUAUUAAUUGUUUAUAAGAAAUUUAUAUCGAGUAAAUUUGCAAAACUGUAUUCUAUGAAUGUAAAGCCAUAGACUGUAAAGUUGUGUAGAAAGGUGUGAAAUAUUAAUAUGUCAUGUCAAAAUACAAGAGUUUUCCGUGUUUUUGCCUUUUCCGUUUUUAUUUUAUUUUACAGAGCCGUGAAUUCUUCCAUUUUGUGACGUCUGAUUCCUGAACAACACAUUUAGAGCAGAGCCGUGCAUGAGCCUCUCACUGUGUUGUAUUAUCACAACACUGUUUUUACUUGUUUGCCUCUGACUUCUACAUCCACAGUUUCUUUUUUUUAAAGAAUUAUAAAUAUGUAUAUGUAUUUUUAUUUUUCAUAUAAUGCAGUAUUUUUCAGAUGUAAAUAGUGCCUUGUUGGGAGCUUGUUUGACGUUUUUAUGUGUAUAAAGUUAUUUUUACUCCAAGUGUGUGUUUAUGUAUUUAAAUGCACUUAAUAAAAUUAUAUCACUUUGAG